This is a messenger RNA of Eimeria acervulina, 933 nucleotides long. RefSeq names its product 4-hydroxybenzoate octaprenyltransferase, putative. The transcript is spliced from 3 exons. Lineage: Eukaryota; Apicomplexa; Conoidasida; Eucoccidiorida; Eimeriidae. The coding region runs from base 1 to 933 and encodes 310 amino acids. The record is from RefSeq and is a predicted model, not a curated record.
AUGCGAGUGCAUGCACCUGUGGGGAGUUGGCUGCUGUUCUGGCCUUGCGCGUUUUCUGUAUGUCUUGCUACUCCUGUAACUGAUGCCUCAGCAACAGCAGCAGCAGCAGCUGCUGCUGCUGCACUUCCUUCUGUUGCUUCAUUAAUUGCUGCUGCUCUCUUCACGGCUAAAGCAGCAGACAACCACCAAGACAACAAACAGCAGCAGCAGCAAGAAGAGCAGCAGCAACAACAGCAGCAACAGCAGCAAGCUCAAGAGCAGUACGAUCUGCUGCAGCCGCUGCUUCCCCUUCAACAGCAGCAGCAGCAGCAGCAGCAGCAGCAGCAGCAGCAGCAGCAGCAGCAGCAGCAGCAGCAUGAAGGUUUUGCUGCUGUCUUGGGGCCCUAUGCUUUUAUUAAUCUUCGCUCAGCAGCACAAGGGGGCCCCCCCAAUCCACCUGCUUCUCCUGCAGCAACAGCAGCAGCAGCAGCAGCAGCAGCAGCAGAUCAUACUGAUGAUGCUUUUGCUCUGCUUCCUGAUGCUGCAGCAGACGAUGCAACAGCAACAGCAACAGCAGCAACAGCAACAGCAGCAACAGCAGCAACAGCAGCAGCAGCAGCAACAGCAGCAGCAGCAGCAGCAGGAUCCCGUUGGGGGACGUUGUCAAGCUUGCAGAAGCUGCUGCUGCUAUCUAGGGGGGCCCCCAGACACUCUACGGGGGCCCCUGCUUCACCAGCACCUCCUCCACCAGCUGAAGCAGCACCUGCUGCAGCACCUGGUGCAGGGGCUGCAGGUGCAGCAGCAAAAGCAGGAGCAGCAGCAGCAGCAGCAGCACCUGUCCCUGCUUUUCAGGAGCAGCUGCAGCAGGCGCAGCAGCAGCUGCGGCAGCUGCAGCAGCAACAGCUGCGGCAGCUGCAGCAGCAGCAGCUGCUACUACAUCUCCCUUGCUGCUGA